AAGGAGUUGCACCUCGGCGGCAACCAGCUGACGAGUGUGCCGGCGGAGAUCGGGCAGCUCACGUCGCUGGAGAGGUUGAGCCUCCACGGCAACCAGCUGAUGAGUGUGCCGGCGGAGAUUGGGCAGCUCACGUCGCUGGAGAGCUUGGACCUCGGCGGCAACCAGCUGACGAGCGUGCCGGCGGAGAUUGGGCAGCUCACGUCGCUGGUGAGGUUAUUCCUCCAACACAACAAGCUAACGAGCUUGCCGGCAGAGAUUGGGCAGCUCACCUCCCUGA
This is a messenger RNA of Micromonas commoda, 277 nucleotides long. RefSeq lists its product with no specific name. NCBI's taxonomy places the organism in Eukaryota, Viridiplantae, Chlorophyta, Mamiellophyceae, Mamiellales, Mamiellaceae. Gene Ontology annotation, molecular function: protein binding. The transcript has a single exon. The annotation marks the transcript as partial. The record is from RefSeq and is a predicted model, not a curated record.